Messenger RNA from Vitis vinifera (wine grape), 1051 nucleotides. Its product is annotated as sufE-like protein 2, chloroplastic. The transcript has 2 exons. Lineage: Eukaryota; Viridiplantae; Streptophyta; Magnoliopsida; Vitales; Vitaceae. The record is from RefSeq and is a predicted model, not a curated record. Bases 111 to 749 code for a protein of 212 amino acids.
AUUGAGAUUGUAUUUUUUUUUUAUAUGAUGGCCUGAUGGGUAAAUCCAGUAAUAGAUUCUGACACUGUGAGGUGCCCUUUUUAAGGACCUUCACUUUACCAGCUCCAAAGAUGGACUCUGCAACUUUGGGAACGGGAUAUUCUUGUACCUUGACUGCUGGAUUCUCUAAAUGGAGGAACCCUAGCCAAAUCCCUAGAUCUAUUCAGUUCGUACGACACCAACAAAAUAAAAGAAAUCUCUUGUUCAAAUCUUUGAAAUGCGUUCUCAUCUCCCAUCCCAGUCUCGCCGCCGUCAGGCUUCGAAGCCUAGCUUCGGAGUUUACGGGGCUCACGGAGCCGAUUGAUCGCGUGAAACGUCUUUUACAUUACGCGGAGCUUCUCCCGCCGUUCGACGAGUCGGCUCGCGUGCCGGCAAACCGAGUCACGGGGUGUACGGCCGAGGUGUGGUUGGAUGUGAGGUUAGACGAGUUCGGGGGGACGAGGUUCGCAGUGGAUAGCGAUUCGGAGAUCACGAAGGGGUUCUGUUCUUGUUUGAUUCGGGUUUUGGACGGAGCUGCGCCGGAGGAGGUUUUGAAGAUGAAGGCGGAGGAUUUGAUGGAGAUGAACGUGGGAGUGGGAUUGGGAGUUAGGGCACAUUCCAGGGUUAACGCAUGGCAUAACAUAUUGACCAGUAUGCAGAAGCGGACAGAAGCUCUUGUUGCAGAGCGAGAGAGAAGGGCAGAGCCGCAAACUCAGGUUGUCUCUGGUUGAUAUGACCAGUAUGGAGAUUUUUUCUCUGGUUGUCUCUGCUGAUGAUAUGAGUCCCAAGGCCCAAACUCAGGUUUUCUAACUCCGUUUGAUGAUAAAUUUUUUUUUCUUGAAUUUUAUACUUAGAAUGACGCUCUGGAAGAAUGAUAAGCUUAGUUCCGUUCGGUUCAAGCCUCGCGAACCGAAAAAUAGCAGUGAAUGGAGCAAGUUUGUUUAUACCUCUGUAUACUGUGAUUAGCUUCACAGUAAAGGAAUUCUAUUAAUGGAAAUGAAUGAAUGAAAUUGGAUUUGGUUUCGUGGGAUUC